Molecule: messenger RNA, 2067 nt
Organism: Brugia malayi
Lineage: Eukaryota; Metazoa; Nematoda; Chromadorea; Rhabditida; Onchocercidae
Product: Regulator of nonsense transcripts 1 homolog, putative
Exons: 15
Coding region: 1-2067 (688 amino acids)
Molecular function (GO): 5'-3' DNA helicase activity
Source: RefSeq, a predicted model, not a curated record
AUGUUUCGGCAUAUUGCCUUCCGAUUGGAAACAUGUUUAUUUUCUGGUUACAUGCAGAAUUUCGGUAAUCAUAUUCAGAAUAGUAAAUUACGAAAUUGCUCCUCUCUUGAUCAUGAUUGUAUAAGGAGAAAAAGUGCAUGCAAUACUAGAUAUAGCAAAAAGCCACGGAAGCAUAUGAAAAAUUUCGCUUUACAUUCAGACUUUUAUGAGAAAGUCAAUCGAUGGAAGGAAUUACUAAAAAAUGAAGUUGCUCAUGGUGUCAAGGAAAUCCGGGAUCUUCUGCUGAAUCCGUCGGUUGACGAAUUGGAAAAACUUGGUCAAAUUUCGGGAGCACUUCGUUUCCAAACACAAUAUUUACAUGCGUUGCACGGACGCGUCAUCGUCUUACACCAAAUAAAAGGGUCAGAGCAGAAGAUCACAAAAAGAAGUUUCCGUUCAGGUACACCUGUGCUGCUAUGUCGAAUUCCAGAGCUUACAAUCAUUAGCAACUGUAUUAUAAUUUCAUGCUCUGGAAAUCAAGUGAGUCUGAAAACAAAAGCAAAAAAGGAAGUGAAUAUUGAUUUUUCUGAUGAAUUUGUUUUAAUACCAUCUGUCGGACUCGGAUAUCUGAUAGCUUUAGAUGAGUUUCUGGAAUUAAGAUGGAGAGAUUUCCCUGGUGAAAAGUUGAUUCAUUAUGUUCAUUGUAGUGUACCAUUACCAACAUCACGACCAGUUAGACUCAAUGAGGACCAAAGACGUGCUGUGUUUGCUGCAUUAAACAAAAGUCGACCGAUUGUAACUAUUCAUGGCCCACCUGGUACUGGGAAAACAGCUGUUAUUGCGGAGAUUGUGUUAGAAGCCGUUAGUAGGAAGCAGAAGGUGCUUAUUUGUGCUCCCUCAAACAUUGCAGUAAACAAUAUAGUUGAUAGACUAAAGGAUUUAGCUGGAAUAUGUGCACUGGGAUUUAAUUCAGAGCUAUCAUUGGCCGCUGAAUUAGAGCAACAUGACAGAUUCGUUGAUAUUCAGUGUGCCUUCAAAAAAUUGGAUUCAGGGGAAAGUAAUGGAAUAUAUGGGAAUAAUUGUGAUGAACAUAAAAAAGUUUGGCACGAUGCCAGUAAGAUGUUGUGGCACUUGAAAGAGACCAUUGUAAGUUCUAAACAAGUGAUUGUAUGUACUCUAACAAACAACUCACUGCGGUUUCUUCGUGAACAUGGUUUUCAACCCACUUUAACAGUAAUAGAUGAAGCUGCACAAGCUUUGGAGUGUGUUGCAUGGUACUCAUUACUUUUAUCUCCAAGAGCUGUAAUUGUUGGUGACCCAUGGCAGUUACCACCGGUUUUGAAAACUUCACGAUUAUUGGGAAUGGACGAUAUCAGUAAUUCAUUAAUGGAUACUUUAUCCAAGAGAUUUGGUGAAGCUAAUUCGUUCAUGUUGACAGAGCAGUAUCGUAUGAAUAGAAAAAUUAUGGAAUGGCCUUCUUCAUUUUUUUAUCAGUCACAGUUACGCCCAAAUGAACAUAUUGCUGACCAACUUUUGAGUGAUAUAAGCAAAGUGCCUAAAGGAAGUUUAUUUGAUGAACCGAUGAUAUUCAUUGACACAAGCCAUGAUAAAUCAGCAGAGAGUAGCGAAAAACUGUAUCGACAUUCGUACGCAAAUGCGCUAGAAGCGAAAUUGAUUAUUAAAUAUGUUACUGCACUGAGCAUGUUUGGUGUACAAGAGAAAGACAUUGGUAUCAUAGCACCGUAUGUUGCACAGGUCGAUAUGUUGAAGAAAUCAUUAAAAACUAGUAGGGUAAAUAGCGUGGAUGCCUUUCAAGGUCAAGAGUGUGAAGUAAUCGUUAUGUCAUUGGUCAGGAAUAAUGGUGAUGGUCGAAUUGGAUUUCUGAAAGAUGAACGACGCUUCAAUGUUGCCGUGACAAGAGCCCGCCGACAGUUCGUUUUGGUGGGUAGUGCAAUAAUGAUGAAGUAUGCUAAGCAUCUGCGGUCGCUUAUCGAAUAUAUGCAACGUCACGGCAGGAUUAUCAAACAAGAGGAAUUUGCGAGGUGUCUGGCAAUCAGUAGGAAGUAUUCAAAAAAAAACCAAAAAUAA